UAGUGGAGUGAUCCCGAGUUAGUGAGUUAAUGAGGGUUAUAGUAACAGUUUUAGUGAGGUGGGUUAUCUAAACCCGGGGGUACCGUGGGCUGGUUGUGUGUGCGGUGUUUUGGUUGCGGUGAAGAUUAUUGUGUAAUAAAUUCGCUGUUUAGAGACGGAGCUCGGUAUAGAGGGCAUGUCAUGGCCGACAGUGUAUAGGGUAUGAGAGCUGUUGUUACAGAUAGAGGCGGAGCGCGAACAUAUAGCUUAACUAACCCACAUACAGAGCAUCAGCCUGCCGGGUCUCUCAUACUCACUCCAGCGGCAGUAUUUACACGAAUAUAGUCCUGACCUUCGAACUCAACACCACACUACAGUUUUACCGGUACAUAAUGUACAAAAAACAGUGGGGCACAGAUACAGCACUGAUGCCACACCAAUGACAGGUCCUCCACUGUCAUGUCCUCCAGGAAUGUAAGCUUCAAUGGGGUAGCGAGACACACGAUCAGGAAGGGCGUUACAUUCUAUGCAAAUGAUUCUGUGGUCAACCCUGUAGCUGCUGGCCCACCUGACCAGCCCAGACCUCUUCUGCUUCUUCUGCCAUGGUUGGGCUCCAAGCCACAUGCCCUGGCCAAGUACUGCGAGAUCUACCUCAAAACCGGAUUCGAUGUCCUAGCUGUGGAGACAGAGGUGGGACGGUUCCUGUGGCCUCGCUGGGGGCUGGAGUACGGGGGCCAGCUCCUGGAGCUCCUGGAGAGUGAACGUUUCGCACAGCGCCCCCUGCUGGUUCACGCCUUUUCAAUCGGAGGAUACACUUUUGCCCAGAUUCUUAUUCAUAUUGCCAGAGAUCCCCAGAGAUAUCAGGGCUUGACCAGCAGGAUCAAAGGACAGAUUUAUGACAGUCUGGUUGUGGGUUCAUUGGAGCGGAUGGCUAUUGGUGUGAGUCGGAACUUGUUUCCCCGCUGGGGGCCUGUGGUAAAGCAUGUCAGCCUGCUUUAUUUCUACAUGUUCAAACGCCAGACUGUGGACUACUUCAACAUGGGCAUUGACGCAUUCAAGAAAACUCCUGUUCCAGCUCCUGCACUUUUCUUCUACUGUAACAAUGAUGCACUGUGUGAUCCUGAAGCUUUGGAGGAAAUGUUGGAACAGUGGGAUAAACUGGGUAUUUCUGUUACUAGCAAAAAGUGGGUAGAGUCGAUCCAUGCAGGGCAUCUGCGUGCCCAUCCUCAGGAGUACAUGUCCAUCCUGAAAAACUUCCUCUACUCUCUCAACAUGGUGCCACUCAAGGCUAAACUGUAAAACAUACAUACAGUUACCUUAUAUUCAAGGUGUUUGAUGUUUAGAAUUUUGUUGAAAACACAAUAAGAAUUAAUUUUAAUAUUAUUGAUAAAGUUGUGUGCCUUGACACUUGUUGCCUAACAUAAUUAAUCAAUAUGAGGCAUAUGAAACUGUUUGUCAGUUAAAGAGAGGUUGAUUAUAAAAUAUAAAAAACCCUGGUGUAACAGUAUGCUCAACCGUUAUAAUACCUCUGUAUAGUGUUGUUCCAUGUACUGUAUUCCACUGAUGUAAAAAGUACAUUUAGACUUUUAUAGUAUGUUUUUUAUGGUUUAUAUGUUUUGACAUUACUAAUGCACAUGUAUAAGUCUCCUUUUAGGGUUAAAUGGUCACUUACAAUAAAGAAGAAACACU
Astyanax mexicanus (Mexican tetra) is the source of this 1668-nucleotide messenger RNA. RefSeq lists its product as uncharacterized. Gene Ontology annotation, molecular function: serine hydrolase activity. Lineage: Eukaryota; Metazoa; Chordata; Actinopteri; Characiformes; Acestrorhamphidae. Bases 439 to 1278 code for a protein of 279 amino acids. The transcript is spliced from 4 exons. The record is from RefSeq and is a predicted model, not a curated record.